CAGUCGGAGUAUCACAUUUUUCAAUGCACCUUUAAGAUCAAAUAGAGAGCCCGGAGAGAGUGUUGGAGAUUGGCCUAUGCAUACAGUGAUGGGUGUCAUGUGGACGAAUGCUGGUUAUAAAAUGCAGUAAUAAAUAGAGCAGUCUAGACAGUUGCUGACGGUGGUGAUUUAGUCUAUUUGUUAAAACAGUGAUCAGUGCCUGAAGCUUUGGGGACAGCCACAAAACACAGUGGACUACUACAACUGGUUAUGAAGCUGUAGAUACUUUUACAUAUAUGUAGCUGAAUAGAAAAUGAGGAAAACAUUUCAGGCGUUGGGCAGACCAGCGGGUCAGAAUGUCAAAUAUGAGGAUAAAUUGUCCGAGCACAAUAACAAAUAAUAAAAACAAACUUGUAGUAAUAAUAAACCACCAGUUACAUGUGGAACUGAGUCAUUUCCAGUUGCCCAACUGCCGAUGUGCCUGCGGUGUUUUUUUAUGGAUUGCCAGGGGGGGUCACGUGUGAUGCGGUGGGUGGCUGGAAGCGCACGGUAAUAUAAAAGGGCACUUGCUCGAAUAAGCGGCAGCCUGCCAAGCGUCGAGUUGAGCCUAUAUCGCAAGCACGAUGCAAGGGUUGUCCCAAGCAGCACUUCGCAUGUGGCCUCUGGCCUGCAUGGCCACGUGCGUAAUGAUCAACGUGCUGGCUCAGGAUCUUCCGAGCAGCACCCCGGAUGCCAAACAGGCCAUGGAAUACUUGCAGAAAUUUGGUUACAUAUCGAACGGAAGAUUCAAAGUCGAGAAUGAAAUGGAGAAAGCAAUCAGUGAGUUCCAGCAAAUGGCGGGACUCAAGACAACCGGCCUGCUGGACGAGGACACCGCGGCGAAGAUGGCACAGCCACGCUGCGGGGUGGGAGACACGCGCAGGGACAUCACGUUCGCGUGGAAUGGGGAUAAGAGCCGGAGGAAGAGAUCAUCCGGUUACACGCAUACCGGGGGCCGUUGGCGAAAGACGACCCUCGCGUACCACUUCCUGAAUCUGACGCCGGACCUGAAGGGGAACGAGGUGAAGAAGAUCAUCGCGCGCGCCUUCCACGAAUGGAGCCGGGUGACUCCGCUACGGUUCUACGAGACCCCGACCUCGUCCAAGGCCGACAUCCACAUCCAGUUCAGCCGCUUGCAGCACGGAGACUUCGCGCCCUUCGAUGGGCCGGGCCGUGUGCUGGCGCACGCGUACUUCCCUGAGGACGGCCGGGCGCACUUUGACGAGGACGAGCAGUGGAGCGAGGGCACCGCGCAGGGAAUCAACCUGCACAUUGUGGCGACGCACGAGUUCGGCCACCUGCUCGGCCUCGGGCACUCCAAGGAGCAGGCGGCCCUCAUGGCGCCCUUCUAUAUGGGAUACAGACCCAAAUUCCGUCUGCACGCGGACGACAUCGCGGGCAUACAGAGCCUCUACGGUCGCAGCACAUCAGCGUUGGAUGAUAGUGAUCAUGGUAAUAAUGAGAAGUCAGCUCCUACAAGAAGCCCGAUUCCCCAUGACGUCCCGGACCCAUGCACUGCUCAGCUGGACGCUAUCACCAUGGGGCCGGAUGGGAGGACGUACGCGUUCAGCGGUGCAUACUGCUGGGUCGUGACGGACACAGGCGUGCAACAGGGCUACCCAGUUGCCACCAGCAGCCUGUGGUCAGGCCUCCCGGCCAGUCUCAGCGCUGCCGCGCACUCCAAGCACACCGGACACACCUUCUUUUUCGCAGGGGACAAGUAUUGGCGAUACCGUGGUUUUGCAAGUGAUCCUGGUUAUCCCAAGAUGAUGUCCAGCACUGGGCUUCCCAGCAAUGUCGAUGCAGCCCUCAUGUUUCGGGACAGGAUCUACGUGUUUAAGGGCGGCGAGUACUGGCGCUGGAAUGAAUAUCACGAGCAAGCCGUGCACGGGUACCCAAGGAAGAUGGCAACCACGUGGCGCGGCGUGCCCUCGUCCCCCGACGCUGCGCUCACCUGGGGCAAUGGACAAUCCUUCUUCUUCAAGGACGGGCGCUACUGGCGCAUCAACUCGCAUUCGCGGCGCACGGAGCCCGGCUACCCGAGGGGCACGGCGGCCGUCUGGAUGGGAUGCUCACGUUCCCUCAAGCAGCACGACGUCGUUUGGGAUGACGUCGGGACGACGAUGGUGCAUUGAGAGGCUUCGGCCUGGAUGGGUUCUUCUCUCGGGAACAGAGCGAAUCUGACAAUGGCUUUUGAGGGGGGGGGGGUUAUGAUUUUGAUUUUAAUUACCAUGAUUUAAUACCACGCUUUUAAUAGAGCACCAGUAAUCAGAGAUUCUGACGUGAUUUUUUUAUUGUAAUUGAUCAAUAAACACUGUUACCAAAAA
This is a messenger RNA of Petromyzon marinus (sea lamprey), 2345 nucleotides long. RefSeq names its product matrix metalloproteinase-19-like. NCBI's taxonomy places the organism in Eukaryota, Metazoa, Chordata, Hyperoartia, Petromyzontiformes, Petromyzontidae. Gene Ontology annotation, molecular function: metalloendopeptidase activity; zinc ion binding. The record is from RefSeq and is a predicted model, not a curated record. Gene Ontology annotation, cellular component: extracellular matrix. Gene Ontology annotation, biological process: proteolysis; collagen catabolic process; extracellular matrix organization.